AUGGCCGGCCUCGUUUGUCCUGUGUGCGAGGGGGUCAACCUGCCGUCGCUCUGCUGUGACUGCGUGGAUCGCAUCCAGCACGUCCAACGGCAGCACCUGGAUCGUCUCAGGUACCACAGAAACCACCUGAAGAAUCUCCUGACAGCAGCGCUGGAGUGCCAGGUUGGUUUUCUGUGGGAGGGACGGCCGAGGGGAGGUGGGAAGCAUCAGUGGGAGGGGCGGCGGAGAGAGGUGGAAGAGCGAUGCGAGACGUUGCGGAAAGAAAAUGCGUUGAAACGAGCUCAAGUUUCAGAAGAUCGGAUGAGGUUGGGGCAGCUUCGCCUUCAGCUCAACUCAAAGCGGUCGCUUCUCGCACAUGCCAACGCCGUGCUGGCCAUGCGCAGAGCAGCAUUGUCUCACGCAGGAGCAGCAGCAAGGGCGGGUGGGGCACCCACAGGGUCACAGAUAGGAGGAGACGGUGGAGCGUUGGGAGUAGAUAACCAGCAGCUGUGCCUAAAGAGGCUUCGAGGCAUCUUCCCUUUCAAAAAGGUUCCCCUGUCACACAACCCAUCAGCAAACACCACAUUAGCCCCCACGCCUCCCCUUACCACCACCACCCCUGCCACUUCAGCUCUUCACAUGCCAUCCCAAUCUCCUCUCCACUCCUCCCCUCCUCCCAUCUCCUCCUCCUCCCCUCCCCGCUUCUCCUCCUCUCCUCCCCUCCCUGAUCCUGGAGAUUUCACUCUCUCUAUCUGCGGCCUCCGCCUGCCCUCCUCUGAUGCCCACAUCUCGUUAAUCCCUCCCUUGGAGCUCGCUGCUGCAAUAGGGGACGUGAUUUCCUUCUCUCUCACACCAUCUCACUCUCACUCGCUCGCCCAAUCUCCCUCCUCUCUCGAUUCCUCCUCUCACCCCCCCUCCUCCCCUCCCUUUUCCUCCAACCUCCCCUCCUCUCCCUCAACCUCCACACACUCCUCUGCCUCCACCCUUCCUGGAAGCUUCCUCUCCUCCUCUUUUGCCUGCAACUCUCUCUUUGGCUCGUGGGCUGGGAUACCACCUUCCCCGCUACAAGACGAAGCAGGCCACCCAAUAAAUUUCUCCCAUGCAUCAGCAGCCAAUCAGCAGUUGCCACCUGGCGAGAUCAAGCAGGUUCGGCGAGGUUUGCGGUUGCUUCGGAGAAGUGCUGCCUGCCUUGCUGCCGCCCACGCCGGCAGGUUUGGGAUCGCCAGGCCUGGAGAUGAGGCUCGGGGAGGAGGCGGUGCUGAGCUGGACGAGUUUGCUGAGCUGGCGAUGAUGAUGUCAGCUGCCACACAGGACACACGGUUACCCUUUUUACGCAACCAGGGCUUUGAUUCGUCCCCUGCACGGUCGCAGAAUACCCUGUAG
Molecule: messenger RNA, 1362 nt
Organism: Closterium sp. Yama58-4
Lineage: Eukaryota; Viridiplantae; Streptophyta; Zygnematophyceae; Desmidiales; Closteriaceae
Source: the annotation of a GenBank genome assembly